UUCAGGGUUACCUCAGGUUGACACAAUUUUGUCUAAAGAUGAUGAGCAACAACAGUCUCCACCACCUGCUUAACAAAUAGAGUUUAUCCCUAUCCAGCCUUUGCCAGCACCGCAAUGUAAUUUUUCUGGUAAUUUAGGCUAUAAUGGGACAGAGUCUCUUGAACUUCAGAAAGCAUUAGGGAAUCAGCAGAAUGUAGGACAGCAGCAGCAAAUUGCUGGGCAGGGGCUCUUAGUUCAAGAACCAGACGGAUUAAUGGUUGCCACUCCAGCACAGACGCUUACCGACACUCUUGAUGACCUAAUAGCAGCUGUGAAUAGCAGAGUGCCCAGUGGCUCCACCAGCUCCCUGCACACUACUGAAUCCCCUACACCUGAGCCUUGUUCACAGGCAUCGAGCAAUGUGCCCUCGCAGUCAGUGCUCCCUAUGUAUCCUUCAGUUGACAUCGAUGCACAUACUGAAAGUAAUCAUGACACUGCUCUGACCCUUGCAUGUGCGGGAGGUCAUGAAGAACUUGUAUCUGUACUGAUAGCACGUGGUGCCAAUAUUGAACACAGAGACAAGAAGGGCUUUACGCCUUUGAUUCUGGCUGCAACUGCUGGACAUGUUGGUGUAGUGGAAAUUCUUCUAGACAAAGGUGGGGAUAUAGAAGCACAGUCUGAGCGCACAAAGGAUACUCCGCUUUCGUUGGCAUGCUCUGGUGGACGCCAAGAG
Molecule: messenger RNA, 712 nt
Organism: Pelecanus crispus (Dalmatian pelican)
Lineage: Eukaryota; Metazoa; Chordata; Aves; Pelecaniformes; Pelecanidae
Source: RefSeq, a predicted model, not a curated record